AUGGAAAGACAUAACCUCACAACGGUCUCAGAGUUUUACCUCAUGAGCUUCUCAGAGGACCCGGACCUGCAGCCCGUCCUCUUUGGACUAUUCCUGUCCAUGUACCUGGUCACAGUGCUCGGGAAUCUGCUCAUCAUCCUGGCUGUCAGCUCUGACUCCCACCUCCACACCCCCAUGUACUUCUUCCUCUCCAACCUGUCCUUGGCUGACAUUGGUUUCGCCUCCUCUACAGUCCCAAAGUUGGUUGUGGACAUCCUAACUCACAGCAGAGUCAUCUCCUAUGUGGGCUGCCUGACUCAGAUGUCUCUUUUUAUCUUUUUUGGAGGUAUGGAUGACGUGCUUCUGAUUGUGAUGGCCUAUGACCGCUUUGUGGCCAUCUGCCACCCCCUGCAUUAUUCAGUCAUCAUGAACCCUCACCGCUGUAUCUUAUUACUUUUGCUGUCAGUCUUUGUUAGUGUUGUGGAUUCCCAGAUGCAGAAUUUAACAGCCUUACAAGUUACCUGUUUCAAAGAGGUGGAAAUUGCUAGUUUCUUUUGUGACCCUCAUCAACUUCUUGACCUUUCAUGUUCUGAUGCCUUAAUCAAAAACAUAGUAUCAUAUAUGGUUGGUGUGCUAUUUGGGUUUUUUCCCCUGUCAGUAAUUAUUUUCUCCUACUGUAAAAUUGUUUCUGCCCUUCUGAAAAUCCCAACACCUGGGGGGAGGUACAAAGCCUUUUCUACCUGCGGUUCUCAUCUCUCAGUUGUUUGCUUAUUUUAUGGAACAAUCCUUGGAACGUAUCUUGGUUCAAGUGCAUCAUAUUCUCCCAGGAAGGGCAUGGUGGCCUCACUGAUGUACACUGUGGUCACCCCGAUGCUGAAUCCCUUCAUCUACAGCCUGAGGAACAGGGACAUCAGCAGCAGUGUGAAGAGGCUCCACUUUUGGAAAAUCUAA
This is a messenger RNA of Fukomys damarensis (Damara mole-rat), 930 nucleotides long. RefSeq names its product olfactory receptor 7E24. Lineage: Eukaryota; Metazoa; Chordata; Mammalia; Rodentia; Bathyergidae. The transcript has a single exon. Gene Ontology annotation, cellular component: membrane. The record is from RefSeq and is a predicted model, not a curated record. Gene Ontology annotation, molecular function: olfactory receptor activity; G protein-coupled receptor activity. Gene Ontology annotation, biological process: G protein-coupled receptor signaling pathway. Bases 1 to 930 code for a protein of 309 amino acids.